Prorocentrum cordatum is the source of this 327-nucleotide messenger RNA. NCBI's taxonomy places the organism in Eukaryota, Dinophyceae, Prorocentrales, Prorocentraceae. The record is from the annotation of a GenBank genome assembly.
GACCUCGUUUCCACGCCUUCACUUCGCCCGCGGUGUCGAGUUUCAUAUCCACUGUUGCCGCAUUCGCCUGCGGUCAGCCUACAUGUCACGUGCGAUCUCUCGUGGCUAGCGCGGGCCUCUUCUCGACUGCAGCCGAAGUGGAGGAUCCGCUCCUGGGUGCCGUGGACGCUUUCGGAGUCAAAGGCGCUGAGGGUGCCCGGAGGAGGCGGCCAGGACGACAGCGGCGAGGCGGAGGGAGAGGAGCCGGCGCCAGCAGUGCAGGAGGCGACCGCAGAGGACACCGUCAUGACCAAGAGCGCUCCCACCGCAGCGCCCGCGGAGAGCUGA